AGAUAUGUAAGUACAACAGGACGACUGUAAUGGCUGACGUGUAUCGAAUGUAAAUACAGUUUGUAUCCUUAUUUUUUACAGUGUUAAAUGCGACUGUGUUGCGAAGAAUUCAUCAUUCCUAUAUUGACCAAGCAUACUAAUAUACAAUAACUAAGCAUUACGUUGAUUGAAGCAUAGAUUUCACGAUGGCCGACGAAAGAUCUGAUCUGUGUGAAUGCAUAUGGAGCCAUGAAUUCGCUAUGCAACGUCUACUUUCAAUUUUACGGCAGAGUCAAAGUUACUGCACGGAUAAUGAAUGCUUCAGUAUCUCGCAAUUACCAGGACCACGCGAUGAUCCAUUGCCCUCAAACUUUUUCAUGACUAUUUUGUUAGUUAUUGCAUUCGCUAUUCUUAUGUACGCUUUUAGGCCAAAUUCUCUUAGAUCAAAUUCUCGUCAAUCGAGCAACGAUACAGUUAAAGAUCGAGAUAACGAACGCGACUCAAACAAUGAUCCUCCUGCACCACCACCGACUGCAUAAUAAGUGUAAUAUGAUAAACACUCCCGGGUGAAUUUUCAUAGUAGAAUCUGCUAAGCUUAUGAAAACAGAAACCGAAGAGAAGAUAAUUAAUUAAUUCAUUCGAUUUAUAUGGUAUUGCUAGCACAUAUUUAAUCUAACCCAAUAACUGCCAAUAAUUGCCUUUUACAUGUUUGGAAACUAUUAUAUUUAUAUACUUUAAUGAGCACACAUCUCUUCUUCAGUUACUAAUAUCUAUCACAUGUCAGGAGAUGUGUGUACAAGAAAAAAAUAUAAGUUAAAUAUAAUACGUACAUAAUCACCGUGUCACAGGCUGUUGAAAAUUAAUCUUUUACAAACACGUGACAGUUUUAAAUAACACACUGAAAUUGUGAUUACUAAGCUGAAAUAAUAAAAACUCUUUUAUCAUGUUGUUA
Frieseomelitta varia is the source of this 931-nucleotide messenger RNA. Its product is annotated as small integral membrane protein 14. The transcript has 5 exons. NCBI's taxonomy places the organism in Eukaryota, Metazoa, Arthropoda, Insecta, Hymenoptera, Apidae. The coding region runs from base 186 to 518 and encodes 110 amino acids. Gene Ontology annotation, cellular component: endoplasmic reticulum. The record is from RefSeq and is a predicted model, not a curated record.